This is a messenger RNA of Serpula lacrymans var. lacrymans S7.9, 535 nucleotides long. RefSeq lists its product as uncharacterized. The transcript has a single exon. The record is from RefSeq and is a predicted model, not a curated record. NCBI's taxonomy places the organism in Eukaryota, Fungi, Basidiomycota, Agaricomycetes, Boletales, Serpulaceae. The coding region runs from base 193 to 363 and encodes 56 amino acids.
ACGGCAAGCAUUUCGCAAUUCGAGUCGAUCGUCUGACGUCCUAUACUGUACAGUAAUACUGUCGGAUUAACCGCCGCCGUUUCUGCCAGGGGUCCCUUGGGGAGUCAAUUUUAAUUUGUUCCUUAUCCUGCAAGGAUGAUCGGUCGGUAGCGAUCGAACGGACCAGUGGUUGUGGUGUAAAGCUGCUCACCAAUGGCAUACCAAGGAAAAGGCCGGGUCCGAGUCCAGAUCCCAGACCAGUCCAUAACUUCAAGUUGGCUUUCUGGUGUGGGUCAUCUUCAAGGAUCUUAUUUCGGUCGAGACACUCUGUUAUCAAAAUUGAGUCGUGUUCGCAUAGAAGGUGAAAAUCAGUGGGGAGUUUAACCCCUAUCGCAAGCCGCUCUUUGAGGAGUUUUAGAGUUCGUUGAGGGGUUGGCCAUUUCCUUUACUUAGUAUGUAUCACCAUGGUCGUAGUGUGCAGGCAGCUAGCAUCCGAUAUCUCCUGGUCCAAAUGUGUAUGUUAUGGUGAGCAAAAGUUUAUAUUUAUGUUGUAUCC